This is a messenger RNA of Eimeria maxima, 1911 nucleotides long. RefSeq names its product major facilitator superfamily domain-containing protein, putative. The record is from RefSeq and is a predicted model, not a curated record. Bases 1 to 1911 code for a protein of 636 amino acids. The transcript is spliced from 3 exons. NCBI's taxonomy places the organism in Eukaryota, Apicomplexa, Conoidasida, Eucoccidiorida, Eimeriidae.
AUGGGGGCCCCUCCUACCAAUGGGCUAUCUACGGGUUCCCGUCCCCAGCAGCAGCAGCAGCAGCAGCAGCAGCAGACUCUCUGCUCUUAUGCAGCAGAUAGGCCAUACACCUCACAACAACAUGGAAAUCAACAACUAUCAGCAGCAGCAGCAGCAACAGCAGCAGCAGCAGCAGGACCAAUACCACAACAACAACGACAAGCAAGAACAAUAACAGCAGCAGGAGCAGCAGGAGCACCAGCAGCAGCAGCAGCAACAACAGGACGAUCGACGAAGCAAGAUGAAGCGCAAAUAAUAAGUUCAUCGUCACCUUUGUCAACAGCAGCAGAAGCAGCAAUUACUUUCCCCGAUGCAGCAGCAGCAGCAGCAGGAACAGGAGCAGCAACAACAGCAGCAUCAAGAGGAAGCGGAGAAGAUGAUGGUUGCCCUGGUGUAUGUAUUAUUAUUGCCUUAUUAUUAUUACCUUGGCAUAGUCAUGAACAGGCACUGCAGCAACAGCAGCAGCAGCAGCAGCAGCAGACUCCAGCUAUACAACCUGCUGCAGAUAUGGAUAAAGCUGCAGCAGCAGCGGCAGCAGGUGUUCUUGUUCUUGAUGUACCAACAGCAGAUGAUGGGGCAGAGAUUAUUCCCCUUAGUAAACAGCAGCAACAGCAGCAGCAAGUGCAGCAACAGCAGCAACAACAGCAACGACAGCAACAACAACAGCAACAGCAACAGCAGCAGCAACCUUGUCCUAGUCCUAGUACAAGCGGCAGCAGCUUACCUCUUUUCUUGCCGCAGCAGCAAGAAGCUGCUGCAGACAGCAGCACGAGUUUAUCCGAGGGGGGAGGUGUUGACUCCCCUACUACCUGCACUACUGCAUUAGCAGUACCUGCAGCAGAUUAUGACCCUACUAAUGCAGCAGCAGCAGCAGCAGCAGCAGCAGCAACUGCAGCAACUGCAGCAGCAGCAGCAGCAGGGCAACCGAGAGUAUCUUUAGCUUUAAGACGCAGAUGUUUAUUUAUGUGGCAAAAAUGUGUUCCUUUCUGCAGCAAAAACAGCAACAGCAGCAGCAGCAGCACCAAACCAACAACAGCAGCAGCAACAGCAGCAACAGCAGCAACCCCAACGAACCCUAAUAAGAAGAGCAGCACAACAAGUACAUCAACAACAGCAUCAUCAUCCUCAACAUCGUCAGCAGCAACAGCAACAACAGCAGCAACAACAACAAUACUAGACAACAGCAACAGCAACAGCAGCAGCAGCAGCAACAACAAGAGGAGCUUCCGUGGAACUGCAGCAGCAGCAGCAGCAGCAGCAGCAGCUACAACAUUACCAUCCCCUAAUGGACCAGGAGAUGGACAACAGCAGGGACAACAACAAGAAGAAGAAGAAGAAGGAGGAGGAGGAGGAGGAGGAGGAGGAGGAAUGCAACUGCAGCAACUGGAUCAGCAGCAAAUGCAAAUUCAUAUGCAAAUGCAGCAACAAGUGCAGCAGCAGCAACAAGUGCAGCAGCAGCAACAAGUGCAGCAGCAGCAAGUGCAGCAGCAAUUAGAGUUAUCUAUACAUACAACAGGAGAUGAUGAUGAUACUAUACAUCAUCAUCUAAGGCAAUGUUCUUGUGAUGAUAAACUCGCGCUCCUCCCUCUUACUGCAGCAGCAACAGCAACAGCAACAGCAAAAGGAACAGCAACAGGAACAAUGCCUGCAGCAGCAUGUACAACUGCAGCACCUGCUGCAGCUGCAGCUGCAGCUGCAGCUGCAGCAGCAGCAGAAAAGGUACCGUUAAGGGCUAUGAGACAAAAGGGUACAACAGAUACAGAAGCAACAGAUGUUAGUCGUGCAGCAACAGCAGCAGCAGCAGCAGCAGCAGGGGAAGAAGAGGAAGAGGAAGAAGAUAGGGAAGCAGCAGAACUCUGCUGUUAUGUAUAA